This is a messenger RNA of Balaenoptera musculus (blue whale), 1158 nucleotides long. It is a transcript of the gene C3H1orf35, whose product is annotated as chromosome 3 C1orf35 homolog. NCBI's taxonomy places the organism in Eukaryota, Metazoa, Chordata, Mammalia, Artiodactyla, Balaenopteridae. Bases 100 to 942 code for a protein of 280 amino acids. The transcript has 7 exons. The record is from RefSeq and is a predicted model, not a curated record.
GCGCGGGCGUGACGUCACAGCGUGCGACGCGUGAGUGGGAGCGGGGACCUGUGGGGCCUGGGUACCGGGAAGUCCGGAGGUAGAGGGCUGCCUGCUACCAUGUUCGGCUCCAGCCGGGGCGGCGUGCGCGGCGGGCAGGACCAGUUCAGCUGGGAGGAUGUGAAGACUGAUAAGCAGAGGGAGAACUACCUGGGCAACUCGCUGAUGGCCCCGGUGGGCCGCUGGCAGAAGGGCCGUGACCUCACCUGGUACGCCAAGGGCCGGGCGCACAGCGCGGGUCUGAGCCGGGAGCAGGAGCUGGCGGCUGUGAGGCAGGCGGAGCAGGAGGCGCUCAUGGCAGCGCUAGGCUACAAGAACGUAAGGAAGCAGCCCACCGGCCUGAGCAAGGAGGAUUUUGUCGAAGUCUGUAAGCGGGAAGGAGGUGACCCCGAGAAGGGAGUGGACCGGCUCCUGGGCCUGGGGAGCUCCAGUGGCUCUGCAGGGCGAGUGGCGCUGUCCCGGGAAGACAAAGAGGCUGCUAAGCUGGGGCUUUCAGUGUUCACGGUAACUACCCCCAAACAUCCUGGGAUCCCAUGGUGGGGUGGGGGGCGGUCUGAGUGUCUCUUCCUGUUGAGGGCCAUGGGGGCAGGCCGUCUCUCCUUGGGGAUACCCUCCCAGCUUCUGGCUGGUUCUCGCCGGUCGGUAUGCCGGGGUGCCCCGCACACCCCGAGUGGCUUUUCUUGGCAGCACCACCGCGUGGAGAGCAGUCGGACAGGGACCUCCCCGGCCUCGGCCAAAAAGAAGCCUCGGUCAGAGGAGAAGGUGGAGCCGGGCCCUGAAAGCCACAAGAAGAGCAGGAAAGAGAAGAAAAAGAAGAAGAGGCACAAGAAAGAGAAGAGGAGGAAAGAAAAGGAGCACGGGAGGGGGCCGGAUUCCUCACAGCCCCCUGCUCCCAUCCAGUAGGCAUGACUCAGACUCCUCGACUUGCUGCAAGAGGAAGCACAGGCAUGACACCGACUGAGGCCCAGGGAUCUGGAGGGCUGGCCUGUGGGGGUCACCCCAGGUCCCCAAAGAGGCUUAGUUGUGGCCAAGUAUGGCUACUUCUAUUCUUCUUUGUGUUGACUCAUUCUUUGUACUUAAAUAAACUUAUUUUACGUGGAAAGUGUCUCAUACUAAAGG